Molecule: messenger RNA, 2733 nt
Organism: Danaus chrysippus (African queen)
Lineage: Eukaryota; Metazoa; Arthropoda; Insecta; Lepidoptera; Nymphalidae
Source: the annotation of a GenBank genome assembly
UUGACAGAUGGGGUUGAUGGGGAUGAUGGGGAUGAUAGGGGUGAUGGGGAUGAAGGGAGUGAUGGAGAUGAUGGAGGUGAUGGGGAUGAAGUGGAUGAAGGGGAGAAUGAUGAAGAUGAUGGAGAUGAUGGGGAUGAUGGGGAUGAUGGGGGUGAUGGGGAUGAAGGGGCUGAUGGAGAUGAUGGGGAUGAUGGGGGUGAUGGGGAUGAAGGGUGUGAUGGAGAUGAUGGAGCUGAUGGGGAUGAAGGGGCUGAUGGAGAUGAUGGAGAUGACGGGAAUGAUGGGGGUGAGGGGGAUGAUGGGGGUGAUGGAGAUGAUGGAGAUGAUGGAGAUAAUGGGGAUGAAGGGGGUAAUGGAAAUGAUGGCGAUGAUGGGUGUGAUGGGGAUGAUGGAGAUGAUGGGGAUGAUGUGGAUGAUGUGGAUGAUGGAGAUGAUAAAGAUGAUGGGGAUGAUGGGUGUGAUGGAGAUGAUGGGGAUGAGGGGGUUGAUGUGGAUGAUGGAGACGAUGGGGAUGAUGUGGAUGAUAGGGAUGAUGGAGUUGAUGGAGAUGAUGGCGAUGAUAGGGGUGAUGGGGAUGAUGGGGAUGACGGGGGUGAUGGGGAUGAUGGGUGUGAUGGGGAUGAUGGAGAUGAUGAGGAUGAUGGGGUGAAUGGGGAUGAUGGGGAUGAUGGGGAUGAUGGGGAUGACGGGGGUGAUGGGGAUGAUGGGUGUGAUGGGGAUGAUGGAGAUGAUGGAGAUGAUGAGGAUGAUGGGGUGUAUGGGGAUGAUGGGGAUGAUGGGGAUGAUGGGGUUGAUGGGGAUGAUGAGGGUGAUGGGGGUGAAGGGGAUGAUGAGGAUGAUGGGGUGAAUGGGGAUGAUGGGGAUGAUAGGGAUGAUGGGGAUGACGGGGGUGAUGGGGAUGAUGGGUGUGAUGGGGAUGAUGGAGAUGAUGGAGAUGAUGAGGAUGAUGGGGUGUAUGGGGAUGAUGGGGUUGAUGGGGAUAAAGAGGGUUAUGUGGGUGAUGUGGAUGAUGGGGAUGAUGGAGAUGAUGGAGAUGAUGGGGGUGAUGGGGAUGAAGGGGCUCAUGGAGAUGAUGGAGUUGAUGGAGAUGAUAGGGAUGAUGGAGAUGAUGGGGAUGAUGGGGGUGAUGGGGAUAAAGGGGAUGAUGGGGAUGAUGGAUAUGAUGGGGGUGAUGGGAAAGAUAGGGAUGAUGGGGUUGAUGGUGAUAAAGAGGGUUAUGGGGGUGAUGUGGAUGAUGGGGAUGAUGGAGAUGAUGGGGAUUAUGGGGAUGAUGGAGAUGAUGGGGAUGAUGGAGAUGAUGGGGAUGAUGUGGAUGAUGUGGAUGAUGGAGAUGAUAAAGAUGAUAAAGAUGAUGGGGAUGAUGGGUGUGAUGGAGAUGAUGGGGAUGAGGGGGAUGAUGUGGAUGUUGGAGAAGAUGUGGAUGAUUGGGGUGAUGGGGUUGAUUUGGAUGAUGGGGGUGAUGGAGAUGAUGAUGAUGGGGAUGAGGGGAAUGAUGUGGAUGAUGAGGAUGAUGGAUGUGAUGAGAUGAUGGAGAUUAUGGGGAUGAAUGGUGUGAUGGGGAUGAUGGAGAUGAUGGUGAUGAUGGGCAUGAAUGGGGAGAUGGGGGAUGAUGUGGAUGAUGGAGAUUAUGGAGAUGAUGGGGAUGAUGGAGAUGAUGGGGAUGAAGGGGGUAAUGGGGGUGAUGGCGAUGAUGGGGAUGACGGGGGUGAUGUGGAUGAUGUGGAUGAUGGAGGAGAUGUGGAUGAUUGGGGUGAUGGGGAUGAUGGGGUUAAUGAUGAGGGGAAUGAUGUGUCUGAUGAGGAUGAUGGGUGUGAUGAGGAUGAUGGAGAUGAUGGAGAUGAUGGGGUGAUGGGGAUGAUGGGGGUGAUGUGGAUGAUGGAGAUGAUGGAGAUGAUUGGGAUGAUGGGGAUGAUGGGGGUGAUGGGGAUGAUGGAGAUGAUGGAGAUGGUGACGGUAAUGGCAUAUUUGGAUGAUAGGGGUGAUGGGGAUGAAGAGGGUGAUGGGGAUGAAGGGGGUGAAGGAGAUGAUGGAGAUGACGGGGUUGAUGGGGGUGAUGGGGAUGAUGGGGGUGAUGGAGGUGAUGGAGAUGAUGGAGAUGAUAGAGAUGAUGGGGAUGAAGGGGACGAUGGGGAUGAUGUGGAUGAUGUGGAUGAUGGAGAUGAUGGAGAUGAUCGAGCUGAUGGAGAUGAUGAGGAUGAUGGGGUGUAUGGGUAUGAUGGGCAUGAUGGGGGUGAUGGGGAUGAUGGGGGUGAUGUGGAUGUUGGGGGUGAUGGGGAUAAACCGUGUGAUGGGGAUGAUGUGGAUGAUGUGGAUGAUGGAGAUGAUAAAGAUGAUGGGGAUGAUGGGUGUGAUGGAGAUGAUGGGGAUGAGGGGGGUGAUGUGGAUGAUGGAGACGAUGGGGAUGAUGUGGAUGAUGGGGAUGAUGGAGGAGAUGUGGAUGAAGGGGGUAAUGGGGGUGAUGGAGAUGAUGGGGAUGACGGGGGUGAUGGGGAUGAUGGGGAUGAUGGAGGAGAUGUGGAUGAUUGGGGUGAUGGGGAUGAUGGGGUUGAUGAUGAGGGGAAUGAUGUGUCUGAUGAGGAUGAUGGGUGUGAUGAGGAUGAUGGAGAUGAUGGAGAUAAUGGGGUGAUGGGGAUGAUGGGGGUGAUAAGGAUGAUGGAGAUGCUGGAGAUGAUGGAGAUGUUUGGGAUGAUGGGGAUGAUGGGGGUGAUGGGGAUGAUGGAGAUGAUGGAGAUG